Parus major (Great Tit) is the source of this 4533-nucleotide messenger RNA. Its product is annotated as protein O-GlcNAcase-like. Gene Ontology annotation, biological process: glycoprotein metabolic process. The record is from RefSeq and is a predicted model, not a curated record. The transcript has 18 exons. NCBI's taxonomy places the organism in Eukaryota, Metazoa, Chordata, Aves, Passeriformes, Paridae. Bases 509 to 3940 code for a protein of 1143 amino acids. Gene Ontology annotation, molecular function: beta-N-acetylglucosaminidase activity.
CCCGCGGGGGGAGCGGGCGGUGGAGCCGCCCCUGCGCGGAGCCCUCCGCGCACCCUCCAUCCCCUCCCGCGAGCACUCCAUCCCCCGGCAAACAUUCCAGCCCUCUGCGCAUCCUUCCAUCCCCUCCCGCGAGCACUCCAUCCCCCGGCAAACAUUCCAGCCCUCUGCGCAUCCUUCCAUCCCCUCCCGCGAGCACUCCAUCCCCCGGCAAACAUUCCAGCCCUCUGCGCAUCCUUCCAUCCCCUCCCGCAAACGCUUCAUCCCUCCCUGCGCGCCUUCCAUCCCCCCCGCGCACCCUCCACCUCUGCGCGCCCCCCAUCCUUCCGCGCACUCCUUCAACCCCCGCUCCCCCUCCAUCCCCCCGCGCACUCCUCCGUCCCUCCGAGCAUCUCUCCACGCAUUUCUCCAUCCCUCCGCGCACUCCUCCAUCCCUCCGCGCAUCUCUCCGUGUCCCCCCCCGCGCACCCUGCGCCUGCCCCCGCGCCGGCAGGGCCGCUCCUGCGCGGGGAUGGAGGAGCGGCCGCGCUUCCUCUGCGGCGUGGUGGAAGGUUUCUAUGGGAGACCAUGGUCAAUGGAUCAGAGGAAACUUCUCUUUCAAUGGCUGCAACGCCGGGGGCUGAACUGCUACAUGUACGCGCCCAAGGAUGAGCUGAAGCACCGGCUGCUCUGGAGAGAGCCCUACACAGAGCAUGAGGCAGCCCGCAUGCGGUCUCUCAUCGAAGCUGCCCACGAGCAGGGUGUGGAGUUUAUUUUUGCCAUUUCUGCUGGCCAGGACAUGGUGUUUUCCAGCGCUGGGGAUCGGCUCCUGCUGCAGCAAAAACUCAGGCAGGUGGCUGCCAUGGGGUGCCGCUCCUUCGCGCUGCUCUUUGACGACAUCGACCCCUGCAUGUGCCAAGCUGACAGAGAUGUCUUCCCCUCCCUGGCACAGGCUCAGGCCUCUGUGGCCAACGAGGUGUACCAGGAGCUGGGCCAACCCUCCGUCUUCCUCUUCUGCCCUACAGAAUAUUGCAGCUCGCUCUGCUCUCCCAGCCCCAGCCAGUCCUGCUACCUGCAGACCAUUGGCCAGGAGCUGCUCCCAGGGAUCGGUGUCAUCUGGACAGGCCCGAAGGUGGUGUCACAGGAGCUCUCAGCGGUGCUGCUGGAGGAGGUGGAGGCUGUCCUGAAGCGUCCCCCCGUCAUCUGGGACAACCUCUACGCCAACGAUUAUGACUGCAGACGUGUCUUCCUGGGCCCCUACAUGGGCCGUGCUCCUGGCCUCAUGUCCAGGCUCCAAGGGCUGCUCCUCAACCCCAACUGUGAGCUCCAGGCCAACUUCAUCCCCAUCCACACACUGGGUACUUGGUUUCAGAGCGAGCUGGGGAGCUGUGCCCACCCUGACCCUGCAGGAACAGAGGUGGUAGCAGCCCUGGGGGACAACCAAGAUGCUCAGGAUGGAAGCUACAGCCCCCAAGAAGCCUUGGAACUGGCUCUGCGUGACUGGGUGGCUGAGAUAAACCAGCAGGCCUUGGAACCAGGAGGAAGGACCCCAGGACACCCCAGUGUCAGCCUCAAGGGAGGACCAAGGCUGCAGCCUGGCACGGCGGGAGGACAGGAGGUCACUCCCCACCCUCAGCCCCACAGCUCUGCUCCUGGUGGGGCAGAUCAGCACAGCCCUGAGCCCUGCCAAGUGGCACCAGAGGAGGGGUGCAGGGAGGUGACCUCGGAGCCUGAGAAGGACAGUGGGAACAGGACACCCCCUGGCCAUCAGCAGAGCCCUACAAGGGCUGGGGAGCAGCUCACCACAGGGAGCACAGAGAGCUCUGAGCCCUCCUCUGCUCUGCCCAGUGUGGCUGGGAGUGCCCAGUCUGAGGGAAUCCCAGUGGCCACCAAGAGCCUCCCCAGCCCCACCACGAGCUCCAGCAAUGGGAACAAUACCAGUCAGAACAUUUCCUUGCCCACCAGUGAUGCCAGGACAGGGAAUGGCAGCCCUGUCCAGUCUCCCAGCAGCACCCAGCCUGAGGCCAUCGGGACUGAUGUGCCCCAGAUACCCCCAGGACCUGGGGCUGGUGCCAACCCUGGUGCCCCAGCCCCACUGACUGAUGAGGCUGGUGCUAGCCCUGGUCCCAUGGCACCAGUGACCCCAGAGGAGGCUGGGUCUGGCCCCAUGGCACCACUGACCCCCAAGGAGGCCACAACCAGCCCCACAGCACAGGUGACCCCAGAGGAGGCUGGGUCUCAACCCAUGAUCCCCAAAGAUGCCACGACAAGCUUCACAGCACAGGUGACCCCAGAGGAGCCCAGGACCAGUUCCAUGGCACCAGUGACCCCAGAAGGGGCUGGGUCUGGCGCCAUGACCCCCAAAGAUGCCAGGACCAGCCCCACAGCACAGAUUAUCCCAGAGGAGGCCAGGACCAGCCCCACGGCACCAGUGACCCCAGAGGAGGCUGGGUCUGGCCCCGUGACCCCCAAGGAGGUCAGGACCAGCCCCAUGGCACCAGUGACCCCAGAGGAGGCUGGGUCUGGCCCCGUGACCCCCAAGGAGGUCAGGACCAGCCCCAUGGCACCAGUGACCCCAGAGGAGGCUGGGUGUGGCCCCAUGACCCCCAAGGAGGUCAGGACCAGCCCCACAGCACAGGUGACCCUAGAGGAGGCCAGGACCAGCCUCAUGGCACCGAUGACCCCAGAGGAGGCUGGGUCUGGCCCUAUGGCACCGAUGACCCCAAAGGAGGCCAGAUCCAACCCCACAGCACCACUGACCCCAGAAGAGGCCGUGUCCAGCCCUACAGCACCACUGACCCUGGAGGAGGUGCGGAUGCUGGUGGAGCUCUUCUACCUGCCCUACCACCACGGGGCUCUGGCACAGGAGCUCCUGGAGCACUUUCGGUGGCUGCGGGCUAACAGCCUCAGCGUGGGGGUCCCGGCCACGGCGCCCGAUGCCUGCGGGGGCACGCGGUGGCGAGGCCGGGCUCAGUCCUUCCAGCUGCUCUGCGCGAGGACGUGCCGCCUGCACAGCCGCUUCGUCAGCACCGCCAGCCGGGCGCUGCUCUACGACCUGCACCCCUACCUCUGGGACAUCCGCAACAUGCUGCUGGCCGCCAGUGCCUUCAUCCUCUGGCUGGAUGGUCACCUCCUCUGCGACCCUGACCCCAAGGGCACCUGGGGGAACUGCUUUGGCUGGUGCCAGAGUAUCACUGCCCCCAUCCUGCUGGGGAGGGAUGCCGAGCCCUGGGCGCGUCGUGGGGGUCUCUUUGGAGAGCUGCAGGCACUGCUGCCUGUGGGGAACAGCUGUGACCUCUUUUACCAUCCACCCCCGCUCUUCCCAUCCAGCCAGCUGUACCUGCUGCGCCCGCUGCUGCCCCUGGACAAAGGAGAGCUUUACCGCAUGUGCCGGGAGAGUUUGGACUGUGAUCCUAAAGUGGCAGAGAUCCUCGUGGCCCACCCGGAUCUCCUCGGUGACAGGCUCCUGGGCAGCUUCCUCAGCCUGAGCCCCGAGUACACCUUUGUGCUGGAGGAUGAGGGUGGCCCCUGUGGCUACGCCGCCGGAGCACUCCAUGCCGAAGGCUUCCUGCAGCAGCGGGACAGCAGCUGGCUGCCAGCCAUACGGCACAAGUACCCCCCAGACCUGGGCACAGGGAGCCCAGCUCUGGGACAGGAUGCCCUGGAGGAAGCAGUGCUCUUCUUCCACGCAGAGCCACUGGCAGUGCCCCAGCCUGUGCUGAGGCGCUUCCCCUCCCUGGUACAGCUGGGCACGGCCCCCCGUGUGCUGGACGUGGGGGCCAGUCGCAGCCUGGCCCUCUGCCUGCUGAGCGCACUCAGGGCCAACGGGUCACGAGGAGUGUUCUGCCAGGUCAGUGAUGCCGACCGGCAGCAGCUGAGCUUCUACAGCAAGCUGGGCUUUGUUGCCCUGCCGGUGGCCUGGGGCAGCUCUCCUGGCGCUCAGCUCCUGGGACGUCUCCUCUGACGGGGCACAGGGAGGCAGUGCCCCAGGACAGGCUGGUUCCCCAGGCCAGGCUGAACCCCCCAUCCCACACAGCAUCGGCCUCAGCAAGCGGGAGCAGAGGGGCACCUCGAGCAGGCCAGGUACCCAUGAGAGGGGACACAGAGACGAGCAGGAUGUCACUGGGAUGUGUUGCAGGGCUCUGAGGUACCUGGGUAGCAGAGAGCUAUUUCUGCUGCUCACAGGAUUUGGCCACCUCUGUGCCACCCCAACUGUUCCUGUUUGCUGGGUACCCUCCACCUUUUCUGGGGAGCCAGGCUGUCUGCAGACCCUCAGGCCUGCAGGAGCCCACGAGCAGUGUUUGGGUUUGUGGUCCUGGAGCACAGCACGGUGCCUUAGUGCUACAGGAGUGUCCCUAUCACGCAGUGAUAUCACUGUCCAGCUCUCUCCAUCCCCUGUGUGGCCUGGGCAGCUGGUGCUGGCUCUCGGCACUUCUUGUGCCCUGCUUGUCAGUAUGGAUUGAUCUGCUAUGGGAUUCGGUGAGGCAGCCUCUGUUUUUGUGCCUGGGGCCUGAGGGAAGCGCUGUCCUUGGCAAUAAAGCGUUUGCUGGGCUCUCA